Sturnus vulgaris (Common starling) is the source of this 602-nucleotide messenger RNA. The record is from RefSeq and is a predicted model, not a curated record. NCBI's taxonomy places the organism in Eukaryota, Metazoa, Chordata, Aves, Passeriformes, Sturnidae.
AUUUUAGUGUUUUUAUGCUUUUUUUUGUGUGGUCUCUGUGCAGUGGCAGUGCUGGCCGGGUGAUGCUCUCCAAGGAGGACAGAGAGGCAGCCAAGAUGGGGCUCUCGGUCUUCACGCACCAGAAAGUCUCCAGCAGCCCAGAGACAUCUGCUUCCAAAAAGAAGCAGGAAGAUGAAGAGAAGGUGGAGGAGAAACGACCUGAGAGCAGCAAAAAAUCCAAAAAGGAGAAAAAGAAGGAGAAAAAGAACAAGAAAAAGAAGAAACAUAAGAAGGAGAAGAAGAAGGACAAGGACAAGCAUUCCAAGAAGGAUGCUGCCCCAUCAUCCUCUGAUUCUUCCCCAGAUCGAGAUAAGAGGCACCACCGCAGGAAAACGCAGCAGCACUCGGAGGCAUCGCGGCACGGGGGCCGGCGGCGGCGGGACACGGAAUCCUCGGCGAGCAGCGGCAAUUGCGGCCGGAGCCCCGCCCGCCGGCGCAGCCGGAGCAGGGACGGCCGCGGCCGCCACCCGUCCCCGCGGAGAAAGGGCAGGAAGAGGAGCAGGUCCCGCUCCCCCCCGGCCCGCGGGGUCCGGCAGCGCCACGACACCGACUCGGAGGACUGA